Aspergillus nomiae NRRL 13137 is the source of this 915-nucleotide messenger RNA. Its product is annotated as glycoside hydrolase family 75 protein. The coding region runs from base 1 to 915 and encodes 304 amino acids. Gene Ontology annotation, molecular function: chitosanase activity. The transcript is spliced from 6 exons. Lineage: Eukaryota; Fungi; Ascomycota; Eurotiomycetes; Eurotiales; Aspergillaceae. The record is from RefSeq and is a predicted model, not a curated record.
AUGCCUAUCAAGAACUUCGCUAGCCGCCUUGCCCUCUCCCUGGCCGUCUGUGGCACGGCCAUGGGCCAGAAGGUCAACGGAGCUGACUACAACAAGCCAGACGGAGGCCCCCCGGCCAAGUUCUUCCAGGCAUCGAGCUCCAUCCCUGUUGCUGCUAUCCAGGCUGCUGCUGCUAAGGCCAGCAAGGUUCCCUCUGCAGCUACCUACCCUAUCGGCCAGGGCUCUACCAAGUCCACCAUCCACAGCGACUGGGCGGACUUUGCCGAGGCAAAUAACAUCCAACACCUUCAUGACCAGGGUGCCUCCUUCUCCUUCGUGGCUGACAUGGACGUUGACUGUGAUGGACUUAACCAUGGCUGCAAGGGCAACCCUGACGGCCAGGACGAGACGAACUGGGGCGCGCUGUCCGCCUACGAAGUGCCCUUUAUCGUCAUCCCCCAGAAGUUCUUGGAUGCGAACAAGUCCAAGCUCAAGGGCAAUGCUGUCUCUGCCGUGAUCUGCAACGGUAAGAUGUUCUACGGUAUCUUCGGCGACUCCAACGGAGACAGCCUCAGGACCUGCUUCCCCGAGGAGGACUUGAACGGCAACAAGGGCCACACCGCUGCCGAUGUCACCUACAUCGUCUUCACCGGCGACAACGCCGUUCUCCCCAGCAGCGCCCUGAACAAGAACUACAUCACCAACUUCGACACUCUCCGCUCUAUGGGCGACAGCCUGGUUGGCGCCCUGGCCAAGAACCUCAACCUCGGCGGCGGCGGCGGCAACCCGCCCACCACUCUGACGACAACUAGUCUGCCCGAGCCCACAGGCGGGUCCUGCUCGUGGCCAGGCCACUGCGCUGGUGAGGACAACAACUCCCCACCCGACUCUUUCUCCUCUGGAGAAGAAGGACAACAAGACAAAGAAGAAGAAUGA